This is a messenger RNA of Pocillopora damicornis (cauliflower coral), 1754 nucleotides long. RefSeq names its product ankyrin repeat domain-containing protein 46-like. Gene Ontology annotation, cellular component: BRCA1-BARD1 complex; BRCA1-A complex. The record is from RefSeq and is a predicted model, not a curated record. Gene Ontology annotation, molecular function: protein binding; ubiquitin-protein transferase activity. Lineage: Eukaryota; Metazoa; Cnidaria; Anthozoa; Scleractinia; Pocilloporidae. Gene Ontology annotation, biological process: protein K6-linked ubiquitination.
AAACAGAUAAGAGUUUGGCAAAGAAUUAUUCAUGUGAUUUAUGGGUUAUUUACCUAUGUCUGUUUUCCUUCUUCACAGCAUUAUGCCAGCCACAGUGGCCAUGAAGAGGUCUGUCUGUUGCUCCUGGAACAAGGAGCAGAUGUGAAUGCUCAGACAAAGUCAGGCUCAGUUUCAUCGCUACACAGAGCAGCAUACUCUGGUCACGUGUCAGUGGUGAACCUGCUCAUCAAAUAUGGUGCUGAUCCAAGACUUUGUGAUAGUGAUGGACAAAUCCCUUUGCACGAGGCUGCUGAAAAGUUGCAAAAAGAAGUUGUAAGGUUGUUUGUUGAGUUGGAUUCCAGUCUUAUAAAAGUGAAAGAUAAAAAUGGAAGAUUACCUUCUGACCUGGUAUCCUCGAAAGAACUUGCCAUGUUAAAUAUGCUUUAGCUACAAGAAACAAACUUAUACUGGUACCCAACUUGUUCUUAACUACGUGUAGUCCAUUCUCAAGAUAUGGAACUGCUUUUUCAUGUUGGUUUUGAAGAAGUUUCUUUCCAUUUUUUAGGAUAAUAGACUACAGGUAGUCCCUGCUUUUCAGCAAAGUCUGUAAUAUAUCAAACAUGAGGAAGAGUUUUCAUCCAACAUCUAAACAACGAGAAGUGGUUGAAAAAACAAGGCACAGCCGAGUGUCUUUUUAAACCAACUUCAAGGUGGUUGGAUUAAUCGGAUGAAACACCCUUUUGAAUGUUUGAUAUAGCUUCUCAAACCAUUAAUAAUUCUUGGAGAAAAUCAAAGCAAAAGUUCACCAAAUUUUAUGAUAAUUAAGAUCACAUGUCCAAACCUCCAUCACGGUUGUAAUUUCCUUUGUUUUCUCAGCGUGAAUUAUUAAUGAGUUUGAGAAGUGCAGUUAAGAAACCAAAUUUCCUGAUGGGCGGCACAGAGCUCUGGGAGUGACAUGCACAAAAGUAGGACUUUUUUUGUUUGCCUUUCUCCAAGAGUUCCACUCUGCAUUCUAAAAUCAUUUUUUUCCCCCCAUAUUUCUUGGCUUCUACAAUGGACUUCGCCUAAAAGGAGAGACUGCUCAUUGUCUAUCAUGAUGAGUGUAACCAUGCAUCGUAGGCACUUUUGACAAUGGUAUUCUGAAGAAUUUUUUGUAAGGGCUUUAUACCUGUAUAUGCUUUUAUGAUACUGUGACCACCAGACAGGAUGUGGUUGCCCUGUUACAGUCAAGUUGCCGAUGGUUCAGCUUGCCAACGUAUAAAAUCGAGUAGCAACAUUGGCGAGUUGGUCUUCAAUCCAGCACAACUUAUUAGAAGUUAAGCAUAUAGGAAAAUAAAAGAUCUUUCGUAAAAAAAAAACAUUUUUUUUCUUCCAACAAAGUUUAUAAGGAUCUCAAGGCAAAUAAAGCGAGGUGAAUAUCGCCAAUGACCAAAUAAGCUUUAGACGUGAACAAGUUAUUGUGUGACAACAACACUGUAAAGACUCAUCAUGUCAAUCGGUCAGAUUUUUCUAAAAAAGAACAUGGCUUUCUAGACAAGAUCUCUACUUGAUUUUAUAUGUCGGCGAGUUGGCAUUGGCGAGUUGAACCAUAAGUGUCUUGACUGGAUACCGUCCAACAACAAGAAGAGCAAUUAAAGAUAAAUUUGUGGCAAUGAGAGUUUGAACCUGUCCUGAAUAGGGUAAAUGUUAACCAGUUUUAUAGAAUAAUAUUUUUAAUAACAAAAAAUAUUUCAAAACAUUCUAAUUGCAAAAGAAUUAUGAGAGGUAGAAAUCAU